CCAGGAGCCACAGAUAUUUUGUCCACAGCUCUUCUUUUUGAGACCCGGACGCGUGGGGGCACACGGCCUGAAUGGCUUCAGACGCGCGCCGGACGCCGACGAGGACGCAGCGCGUUAAUUAAGAAAACCUGCUCCAGCAAUUAAAGAAGGCGCGCGCGCGCGCGGCACGAGACUCGAUUUAGCUCACCGCUCCUCUUGGCACCAUGAGUUGGAGCUUCCUGACCCGUUUGCUGGAUGAGAUCUCCAACCACUCCACCUUCGUGGGGAAGAUCUGGUUGACUGUGCUGAUCAUCUUCCGCAUCGUGCUGACGGCCGUCGGGGGCGAAACUAUCUACUACGAUGAACAGAGUAAAUUCGUCUGCAACACCCAACAGCCUGGAUGCGAGAAUGUGUGCUAUGACGCAUUUGCACCGCUAUCGCAUGUCCGAUUCUGGGUUUUCCAGGUGAUCACGAUCACCACGCCCACUAUUAUGUACCUUGGGUAUGCCAUACACAAGAUCGGCCGCAUGGUUGACAUGGAGUACCAGCCGCUUCAGAAGAAGCACAAGAGGAUGCCAAUAGUCAACCGGGGGGCAGCUCGAGACUAUGAGGAGGCGGAAGACAACGGCGAAGAAGACCCCAUGAUUGUUGAUGAGAUUGAGCCAGAGAAACCCGACAAAACUGUUAAAAGUACGGAGAAAAAGCAUGAUGGACGCCGUCGGAUCCUCCGUGAUGGCAUGAUGAAAAUGUACGUGUGCCAGCUGCUGUUCCGUACCGCCUUUGAGGUUGCCUUCCUCUUCGGUCAGUACAUCCUGUAUGGGUUUGAAGUGAUCCCUUUAUACAUCUGCACUCGCUCGCCGUGCCCGCACACGGUGGACUGUUUUGUGUCACGUCCCACGGAGAAGACGAUCUUCCUGCUGGUGAUGUACGUGGUGUCUUUCCUCUGCCUGCUGCUUACUGUUGGGGAAAUUUUCCACCUGGGAGUCGGAGGUGUCCGAGACAGCUUCCGCAGGCGAGCUGCGCAUGGUUCACAUUCCCGCCCAACCCCUUCUGUGUGCCAUCAGAGGACCUUGGCGACGGCCCCACCAGGAUACCAUGCCACCAUGAAAAAGGAGAAGCUGAAAGGAGACCUGAGGGACUCACCUUUGGGUGACUCUGGGAGGCAUAGCUUUAGGGAUGACGGACCCUCGUCCAAGGAGCUGGAGCGACUACGGAGGCAUCUGAAACUGGCACAGCAGCACCUGGACCUGGCAUACCAGGCAGACGAAGGGAGCCCUUCUCGCAGCAGUAGCCCCGACGUGAACACGGCAGCACAGACUGCUGCUGAGCAGAACCGCCUCAACUUCGCCCAUGAAAAACAUGGAGAGGACAGCGUGAAAGGGAUCCACGCCUGAGCGUCCAUCCUUCCUGUUCCUGCCGACCUUAAAUGCGAGGUGGGGGUGGGAGGGUUCAUGUGGGAAUGCAGUCAGACCACUGAGGGAGUGCAAACUGUAUGUGUGUGUGUGCAUCUUUAAACAAGUGCCUUUCAGUAUUAAGGGUUUGUCCAAAUUACAAAA
Molecule: messenger RNA, 1535 nt
Organism: Thalassophryne amazonica
Lineage: Eukaryota; Metazoa; Chordata; Actinopteri; Batrachoidiformes; Batrachoididae
Product: gap junction gamma-1 protein-like
Exons: 5
Coding region: 204-1373 (389 amino acids)
Biological process (GO): cell communication
Cellular component (GO): connexin complex
Source: RefSeq, a predicted model, not a curated record